AUGAGCAGUUCACAACAACUUCACGUUCGCAUUCCGGAUUAUGACAUUAAAGAUCAGGAAUUCGUGGCUUAUUAUAUUCAAGUCAAGGCCCUGACUGAAGAAGCCAAGGCUCAAGCAAACGGCGUAAAGUCCUGGUGCGUGAGUCGUCGUUUCUCGGAGUUUGUUCGUUUGCGCUACUUGCUGCAACUGGAGCUUUCCACCUGUUUGAUUCCCGCCUUGCCAAGCAAGCACGAUGGGGCCAACAGUUCCUGGCACAAAUUUACCUCAGCUCUGCACAUUUCUGAUCCGGUCGGCACCUCGCUGUCCUCCCUAGACACCUUGUCUUCCGUGCCCCUACCAGGCUCUCUCACUGGUCGUCGCUUUGAUAUGGACCUGAUUGAUUCUCGUAAGCAAGCUCUGGAACUCUUUCUCGUCCGGUGUCUCCAACAUCCCCGUCUCGCAACUGCCAAGACCCUGUUUGCCUUUCUGCACGAGGGCUCAGCCUGGGAUGAACUCUUCAAGGCCAAGGUACUUUGGAUAUUUUUUUUCCCCUGCUCUAUUAGUGUUUUUGAAAAUAAUUAUAUAUAA
Molecule: messenger RNA, 567 nt
Organism: Dibothriocephalus latus
Lineage: Eukaryota; Metazoa; Platyhelminthes; Cestoda; Diphyllobothriidea; Diphyllobothriidae
Source: the annotation of a GenBank genome assembly